AUGGAUAUAGUUAUCGAUAUACAAGGUUUCCGCGACGCUGAGGGAAAGUUUAUGCCGAAGGAAGUAGCGGUUGUCGCCAUUAACGAAGCAUUCAUAAGUCAUUGCAUUAUGAUGCCUCCAUAUCCAUUUGUCGAAUUACCCGAAAAAUACAGACGAGAAAACAACUGGCUCUCUCAAAACUUCCAUGGGAUCGAAGACUAUUAUAGAGAAUCCAGUAUAGGAAACGACACAGUUCAAAUGCAAUUUCCAACCAAUCCAUUACGUUCGGGCAGGGAGAGUCUUCCUAGCAUGGACAGUGCAAUGGAUUCUUGGGAUGAAUUGGAAGAUAAUAGUGGUAUCAUGCCGGAAAUAUUCAGGCUUUGGGAUUCAGCUUCCACAGACAGUGGACAAUUAGAUUUACCAAUAUCGACAUAUACUGGGACACAAGACUGCACCAGUGGUUCGAACAAUAAGUCUCAGCAAAUAGUGUAUGUAUCACUUCAUAAAGAUUCAGUUUAUGAAGAUUUUGGCUUCUCAGUAUCAGACGGUCUUUACGAACGAGGCGUUUACAUAAAUUGUUUGCGACCCGGUGGACCAUGCGAUGGUAUUUUGCGACCAUAUGAUAGGAUUCUCCGAGUAAAUGAAAUUAACACAGAGGACUGUGAUUGUUGUUUGACCGUCCCACUUAUUGCAGCGGCAGGAUCACGUCUAGAUCUGACUGUAGCAAGACCUUCAUCUCCAAAAACUAUCGUAAAAACUUUGUAAAUUAUAAUGAUAAUCUCUGAUCAAUGAUUAUCAGUAUCAUCCAAUCCAGUUAUCAAAUUUAAUCUUAUCAAUUAAUGUUUUAAAUAUUUCUAAGUUCCUUUUUUAUUCUUUUUAUAAUAAAUAUUUAAAAAUCAAUGAAAAUAGAAGAAAAAUCUAGAUGUUAUUGAUGCUUGAUAGUUGUAUAAAUGAAUACACACACACACAGGAUGUCCCAUAGCAUGUGUAAUAUCGCUUGUGAGAAGAUAGACAGGAGCGAGAUAAAUAAAAAUAUCUUAUACCAUUU
Molecule: messenger RNA, 1027 nt
Organism: Pogonomyrmex barbatus (red harvester ant)
Lineage: Eukaryota; Metazoa; Arthropoda; Insecta; Hymenoptera; Formicidae
Gene: Grip
Product: Glutamate receptor interacting protein
Biological process (GO): neurotransmitter receptor transport, endosome to postsynaptic membrane
Molecular function (GO): protein binding
Source: RefSeq, a predicted model, not a curated record